Messenger RNA from Miniopterus natalensis, 1975 nucleotides. RefSeq names its product sterile alpha motif domain containing 10 (gene SAMD10). The record is from RefSeq and is a predicted model, not a curated record. Gene Ontology annotation, cellular component: cytoplasmic side of plasma membrane. Gene Ontology annotation, molecular function: protein binding. NCBI's taxonomy places the organism in Eukaryota, Metazoa, Chordata, Mammalia, Chiroptera, Miniopteridae. Gene Ontology annotation, biological process: cell surface receptor protein tyrosine kinase signaling pathway.
AUGUUCGCGGAGCUGAGGACUAAGCUGAGCCCCCCGCGAGGCCGCGCCCGGGCUGUGCACGCCGGCUUCGGAGAGCGCCGGGAUGUGGACGCCACUGCCCACUUUAGUUUCUGCCGGACCCUCCUGGAGCACACAAUGUCAGCUGAGAGCAUCCCCUGCCACCUGCCUAGGACACCAGGCACCAGCCUCACGUGGCAUGAUUCACGCAGUCAGAGGGCAGCUGGUGGCCGGCCGGUCAAGCUCCUGCAGCAGCCGGGCACAGAGGCCCCCCAGGGCCGGCUAUACUCUGACCACUGUGGCCUGUAUCACACAAGUCCCUCCCUGGGUGGUCUGACAAGGCCUGUGGUCCUGUGGAGUCAGCAGGACGUCUGCAAGUGGCUCAAGAAGCACUGUCCCCACAACUACCUCGUCUACGUGGAAGCCUUCUCCCAGCAUGCCAUCACCGGUAGGGCACUGCUUCGGCUGAACGCGGAGAAGCUGCAGCGGAUGGGGCUGGCACAGGAGGCCCAACGGCAGGAGGUGCUGCAGCAGGUGCUGCGCCUGCAGGUGCGGGAGGAGGGGCGGAGCCUGCAGCUGCUCAGCCAAGCUUCCUUUGGACACAUGUCCUAGUGCUGCCCGAGGCUUGAACCCCAGACCCCAGCACUGUGACCGGAGCCCAUGGCAAAGACGAGGCACAGCCCCUCUCGGACCUUCAGGAGCCCCCAGGGGCCUACCCUGGCCCAAUGUACAGGUGGGACCAGGAUUGCCACCUCCAGCCACCUCUGGUUGUGCACUCUGGGCUAUGCCUGGGAUGGGGUGGGUGGGGGCUUCCUGAGUAUGGGCCCAUCUCCCAGAACCUGAGCCCAGGCCCACCCCCUGGUGCUGCUAGCGACAUUAGGGGCAGCCACCUGGAUCCGGGGGUUUGAAUGUUCCCCCAGACUCCCAGGGAGUGUUUAUUUAUAUUCCCUUCACCCAUGUCCUCUGGACAUCCUGUCCUCUCCCAGGGCAAGAGGUCUGUCUGUCUGCCCACUCAUCCAGUUCCACACCCUCCCCCAACACCUAGAAGACUACCCACAGAGGUGGGAUAAACUGCCAGACUCCCUUUGCUGUGUAUCUGUCCCCUGCCCCAGCCCAGGCCCAACCCACCGCCCAGAUGAUGGUCAUUGGCGUCCACCCAGCCAGGCACCCUGCCCAGGGCCUUCACUCAUUUUUUAUGAGACCCUUACCAUGCCCACAUCUAUUUAUGGGAAUUGAGGAGAGGCAGGUCCAGGAUUGCCCAGCACCCAAGACCUAAUGCAGCAUGAUAGAGACCCAGCGCCUAGCACUGGGCUGGGCCCAGUCCUGGCCUUGGGUUUGGGAAAGCUUCCCUCCUCCCAGGCUCAAGGAGGACACCCUGGAGGCACAGUAAUGGGCGGGCAUUCCCACUGCCCUUUCCCCAGGAAAACCCGGAUUCUCACAAGAGAUGGUCCUGAGGACUGCGCCCCCCCAUGCCUGCCCACUGGAGACCCAGCCAGCACCUGACAACCACUCCAUGGGCCAGAGGGCCCGAGGUUGGGGCUGGUGCUGCCCAGCAGAGGGACAGUGAGGGCCACCCUGCAGUCUCCUCCCUCCUCGUCCCCCGCUUGCCACUGCCCUAAAGGACUCUGAAAACCUCAGGGACAGAUGAGGCUGAGCCCCCAGCCACCUCUGUGCCCUGAGCUGGCUUCAGGACAGGAGGUUGGUGGUUUCAGGUCCCAGGUGGAAUUUGAAUAAUUGGCCUGGUGUUCCCCCACCCCGAGUCCCUCAGGGGAAGCCCCCUUGUCCUGUGUGGCUGCAGUGAGUGUCCCCCGCCCGUGCCAUCAGGAUAUCGCCCUUUCCAGAGCGCCCCUCCCAUCUCUUCCCCUUUCUCCCUCCUUUGUUUUGCCCCCAACCUCCUGUCUUGUCUUCCUUGUUUUGCGUUCACUUUUUUACAUUCUGAGAAAAAGACCAGAAAUAAACCUGGUUUUCAAGUGCCCCA